UCUUUCUCAUAAUACAUUCAGUGAUAAAAUCUCUGGUCGUGGAGAAAACUCCCAGCUUCUCCUUUUCAAAUGGGCCCCGUCGCCUAGCGUCUGAUCCCCCUAGAGCCAGGCUCCCGAGGACACAGCAAGUCGGAAAACAGGGUUAACAUUUUAAAUAAGGAACAAGACCUGAACCAUGGCCUCUAUUCCAUCCAGUGGCUCUCUCGUUGCAACACAUGACUAUUACCGAAGACGCCUGGGAUCCACAUCUAGCAACAGCUCUUGUGGGAGUGUGGAUUACUCUGGCGAGGUGAUCCCUCACCACCCAGGUCUUCCCAAGUCAGAUCCUGGUCACUGGUGGGCCAGCUUCUUCUUCGGAAAGACCACCUAUCCGGUAAUGACUACGCUUUCGGAAUCCCCAGAGAACUCAGGAAACUUCCGUGUGACCAACGGCCUUAUCCCCUGCGGCCUGACUCAGGAGACCUCGAGGAAGCCGUCUCCUCCUGAGCCCUCCAUGCAUUCCCCUCCUCACUAGGACGACGCUAGGCGGCGGAGCCCUCCCUGUCCGCCCCCCACCCCCCGGACUGCCCAUCGUUUAACUGUAGUCUUUUAAUUUCAUGUUUUUAAUACAAAAAAAAUAACAAAAAAAGCGCUUUGUAUCACAUGGGUAACACUGAAACAUUCUUAAUUGUCUGUUUGAUAUCCUGCCUUAAAAGGCUUUGCUACUUUUCACUUGUGAAAUAAACACGGGCAGUCCCUAAA
Molecule: messenger RNA, 741 nt
Organism: Spea bombifrons (plains spadefoot toad)
Lineage: Eukaryota; Metazoa; Chordata; Amphibia; Anura; Pelobatidae
Gene: PPDPF
Product: pancreatic progenitor cell differentiation and proliferation factor
Exons: 5
Coding region: 176-514 (112 amino acids)
Biological process (GO): cell differentiation; multicellular organism development
Source: RefSeq, a predicted model, not a curated record